This is a messenger RNA of Polistes dominula (European paper wasp), 1803 nucleotides long. RefSeq names its product protein toll. NCBI's taxonomy places the organism in Eukaryota, Metazoa, Arthropoda, Insecta, Hymenoptera, Vespidae. Gene Ontology annotation, molecular function: protein binding. The record is from RefSeq and is a predicted model, not a curated record.
AUGAUUAUCAGAAUCUUGGUCAUAUUUUUAAUUACGUUCAUACCAAUCAAAUGUAUUCCUUGCAUAGAGAAUCCAACUUGCAAUUGUUCAUCAAUAGAUCCGAUGCAAAUAAAUGCAGUUUGUGAUGGUAAGAAUAGUACAGGAUUUAACAUCACCAUAAAAUCAAGGAAUGAAGUGAAGAUCAUUUGUAAGGAUUGGAGCGGAUGGGAAAAUUUUUAUUUCAAGAGCAUGCAAAUCAAUUCGAUACUUGAAUAUAUUAGCUUCGAAUACUGUGGAAUAUCGAAAUCACCUACUUUAAAAGACGUGUUGAAACAAUUAGGUGCAAUAGACACAAAAAUCCUCAUAUUUCAAUCUUUUAAAGCUAUUUACGAAAACCUAAAAAGAGAGCAACUUCAUGGAUUUAGAUAUUUGAAAAAAAUAAUUUUAUCUCAUAAUGGUUUAACUAAGAUUCCUAGUGAUUUGUUUAUUAAUAUUCCAUUAUUGGAGCAUAUUGACUUAUCAAAUAAUUCUCUUUCUUUACCCGGUGAUAUUUUUUAUAAGAAUCCGAAGUUAAAACACAUUAAUUUAUUUUAUAGUGGAUUAGAAGAGAUACAUAACGGAACAUUUAAUAAUUUAACAAAUCUGGAAUAUUUAAAUAUUGGUUCAAAUCAUUUGUAUGAAAUCAAAGCUGAAACAUUUGGUCAAUUAGUAUCUUUAAAAUAUUUAGAUCUAUCACAUCACCAAUUGCCAAUAUUUAAUGAAAAUCAAGUUCUGAAAGAAUUGUAUUUAUCGAAUUGUGGCAUUAAACAAUUCUUUAAUGAUUGGUCAACUGGUAACAAUGAGUUAAGAGUUUUAGAUUUGAGUCACAACAUGAUUAGUAACGUAUCGACAUCUUUAUUCACGUUACCGUCACUCAAAAUUAUAGUCGAUCUGAGUUAUAAUAAUAUAAGAAAUUUAAAUUUAAAUCAGAUCGAGGAAAUAGUAUCUAAGUCUAAAGAGGACCGUAAUACUGUUAUUUACAUGCAACACAAUCCUUUAUUAUGUGAUUGUUCUUUUUAUAAUAUUUUACGUUAUCUUGGAGAAAACAUGACCAAAGAUGUUUAUGAUAACUAUAAUAUUACAUUCGGAAAUUUAAUGUGUCCAAACACUGAUGGAAUUAUUGAUAGAGUCAUUAGUAAUCUGCAUUUCGAAAAUUAUACAUGCAGUGAAGACGCAUACUUUAAUACUACUAAACAAUGUCAAUAUCAUUGUCAGUGUAAUAUAAGACUGUCAGACCAUACUCGUAUUUUAAAUUGCUCUUAUGAUAAUAAGAUCGAAUUUGUAAUCGAUAAGUCAAAGUUUAUCUAUCAAAAAGACUAUCCUUUAAUUAUAGAUUUGACAGGAAACUAUUUAACGGAGAUACCAUCAACUGAAUCUUUAUAUCCAAUAAAUGUUACGAUUAAUUCUGAAAUUGUAAAUUCCUUGAAAUCAGUAGCUUGGAAAAGAUUUACUAUAAGUGGGAACCCAAUUAGAUGCAAUUGCGAAAAUCAAGAUCUAAUUAGAUUCCUCGUAUCAAUUCGAGGUCUUAACAACGAUCUUGGAAAUUUAAGAUGUAAAAAUAACGAUGUUUUUAUGAAUACAGUAGCAAUAGAAAAUUUGUGUGAUCAUAAACGAAUUGAUCAUAUAUGGGUACCACUCUUGGCGAUAUUAAUUGGGUGUACUUGUCCUUUUUUGUAUUAUUUUAUUAAAAAACUGGACUUUAAUGUAGAGAGUAGGAGACAAUGGGCUGAUCCUACUAGAGAAGAAUAUGUAGUUACUUAUACUGAUAGAAGAAGUAGUCUAUAA